Molecule: messenger RNA, 2900 nt
Organism: Cyprinus carpio (common carp)
Lineage: Eukaryota; Metazoa; Chordata; Actinopteri; Cypriniformes; Cyprinidae
Product: pyridoxal kinase-like
Biological process (GO): pyridoxal 5'-phosphate salvage
Cellular component (GO): cytosol
Molecular function (GO): pyridoxal kinase activity
Source: RefSeq, a predicted model, not a curated record
ACCUGAAUGCAUGUUAAAUAUAGCUCACGGUGUUACUAAUAGCGGGCUCGAGCGUCGUCGUGAUGUCAGUGGACUUUAGGUGCCCCCUCAGGAUGCCUGAGUAGAUGCGCUCGCCGCCAAUGAGAGUCUCCAGUGUGACUGUCCUUCAUUUCUCUGGCUGCCUAGAGAACUUGCCGUCACGGAUCCUAAUUUGGAUGUGAAAAGGGGAAGAGAAGCACCUCUCCGGUUCGCCGCUGCCCCUCCGUCGCGUGACAUUCUGGAGCGUCUACGAGAGCUUUAACUGCGCGCGCGACAUGGAGUGCCGAGUGCUGUCGAUUCAGAGUCAUGUCGUGAGAGGAUACGUGGGCAAUAAAUCUGCAUCCUUUCCGUUACAGGUCUUGGGGUUUGAGGUAGACUCGAUCAACUCUGUUCAGUUCUCCAACCACACAGGGUACUCUCACUGGAAGGGACAGGUCUUGACUGCAGAUGAGCUUCAUGUCCUGUAUGAAGGGAUCAAACUCAACAACGUCAACCACUAUGACUAUGUACUUACAGGUUACACUAGAGAUACAUCGUUUCUGGAGAUGGUGGUUGACAUUGUUCAAGAGCUGAAGAGGGCCAAUCCUAACCUUGUAUAUGUUUGUGACCCUGUCUUGGGUGACCACGGUUCAAUGUAUGUUCCUCAGAAUCUCCAUCCUGUGUACAAAAAUAAAGUGGUACCUGUGGCUGAUAUCAUCACACCCAACCAGUUUGAGGCUGAGUUGUUGACAGGGAAGAAUAUCAGCACAGAGAAAGAUGCUGUUGAGGUGAUGGACCUGCUGCAUAAGAUGGGUCCAGACACUGUGGUCAUCACCAGCUCUGAUCUGCCCCCUCGUCUCGGAGACAGAUUCCUGGUGUCUUUUGGAAGUCAGCGCAUUUUGAUGCCGGAUGGUACAAGGAAGACCCAGCGGAUCCGAAUAGAGGUGCCGAAGGUGGACGCAGUGUUUGUGGGGACCGGUGAUCUAUUUGCUGCUAUGCUGUUGGCCUGGACUCACCAUUACCCAACAGACCUCAAAACAGCAUGUGAGAAGACGUUCUCCGUCAUGCACCAUGUCAUUCAGAGGACUAUAUCUUAUGCCCAUGAGAUGGCAGGUCCUGGUAGAAGACCAAGCCCUUCCCAGCUGGAGUUACGGAUGGUCCAGAGUAAAGCUGACAUAGAGGAUCCAGCCAUAGUCAUGGAGGCCACUGUUCUAUAGAGCCGCCACACACCACACCACAUCUCAUCCACACAUCUCACCCUCCGCUCACAACUGCACAAUGUAUAGAUGUUGUACAUUUUGAUAUGUAAUGUGACAUUGCCUUAGAAUCUCAGCCAGAGCACAACAGUUCCAUUUCAAGAGAUUCAGCAGGGUACAGCCAAACAAGCGAAAGAAAGAGAGCCAUCGCGCUCCGAGAGAGUGUAAUACAGAGAAAAGAGAAGGGAAGAAGAGAAUGGGAGAGAUGAUCAGCCCUCUCUCAUUCACACUUUUUUGUGCAUCUUCACCAUCUCUGUCUCUCUCUCUCUCUUUCUCUCGAAGCUCCUCAAGAACUCCGGUUCGUCCUGCACAUAAAGCCCAGUCUCUGACAUUUCCAGACCAGGUCAGUUAUAUAACUAAACUGCCAUUAAUCUAGUGAGGACCAAAAUUAAUUAACAUUAAUAUAGGUGUGUCGCUUUGGACACUCUAUGAUUUUUAAGUCCGAGCAGUUCAGUAACAAACACAGAAAACAAAACCUGGAGUCUCUCAAAAACUGUCUGGGUCAUAUUUGAGCCCAGAAUCAAAAGAUCAAAAUAAGAUAUUUAUUGCAUAAAGGAAAACGAAGGAUAUUAUUAAGACAUUAAGAUUUUGUGUGUGUAUAUCUUUUUUUUAUUAUUAUUGUACUAUUUUCCCCAGUUUUCUGUUGCUCACUGAAAUGUGAAAAAUAUCCUUAUAUCUUUUUUUUAAUUUUAUAUAAUUAUAUAUAAUGUUAUUUAUAUAUCAUUUUAAUUCUAUAGUUAUGUUCUUUUCUAUUUAUAUUCUUUUCUAUAUAGAUUUUUUCAAAAAAUUUUAGCCAGACAGGAUUAAGAUUUUUUUUUUUUUUUCAGUGAUGAAAUGUGAUUAUUUGUCACAUUGCAAACAACGUUGGGGACUAAACAUAUUUUCUUUAUCAAAAUCGAAUUCUGUGUUUUUAUCUUUUGAUUUGGGUAUUAAGUAUGGCUUUGACUUUUCUUUGUGAGAUUUACCCAGAAAGCUUUGCUCACUGCAGUUCUUGAUAAGAUACUUGAAUCUGGAAAAGAUAUGCUGUAGCCAACCUCAAAAAUGAACAAGUACGUUGUUAAAUGUGUAUUACAGACCCAAAGCACUCAUCUGUGUGGAAAGUCCUACUUGUGUCUAAAAUGUGUAUUUUAUUGUUUAUUUUUUGUGACUAUUUUCUUCCGAAAAGGGAGAUUUUAUUGAAGAGAUGCGCUGCUGUAUUUUGUGACUUGAUGUUUUUGGUGAGAGAUACUGUAAUGAUUUUUGGCCUUGCUCACAUGUAUGAUUUUAUUCUCGUUCCAUUGAUUUCAUUUUACAUUGAGCAUUUAUAAAUGCAGAAGUCUGAGCAUUUCACUUCAUGUUUGUUUGUCAGUGUAACUAACAUUAUCAUGUCAUCUGCUUUGAACUGAUUGUAUUUGCAUUGAUAAUCUACUUGUUUUUACAAGCAGAAGAGACUUUAAAGUAGUUUUAAAUUUUUAUUUGAUAGUAUUUUCAUAUCUUAAAAGGAAAAGACUUGUAUGAAGUCUAAAGUUCUGGGGAAUUAAUGCCUUGAUUAACAGUAGCUGUGUGUGUGUGUGUGCUAGUCUGGUGACCUGCUGUGUCAGAGAACAUGGUGCCUCUCGGUUACAGUGCUGUGAAAGAUAAUAAAAGGCAGAUGAGUUAUAUAUUUAA